Messenger RNA from Periconia digitata, 1218 nucleotides. The record is from the annotation of a GenBank genome assembly. NCBI's taxonomy places the organism in Eukaryota, Fungi, Ascomycota, Dothideomycetes, Pleosporales, Periconiaceae.
ACUAUGGAACUCAUAAUACCCACCUCGCCCAACCUGGGUGACACGACCCCAGUGACUCCCAAAUCCCCAUAUUGGGUCGAGUCAAAAAUCGACAGAUCAAGUUGGGAGGAGUUCACCUUUUCAAACGGUGAGACCCGCCUGGUGCCGCCUGACUUCAAGCAUGAGGAUUAUAUCAUCGAUUUUUCCUCUCCUCCAGCAUCGCCUACUGACAGCGAGUAUAGUGGCUCAAGCGCGACCGACCCGGAGGGAUACUCCGACUCGAACGCAUCUCACUCUAGCGAUGAAGUCGAUGAAGCUGUACCGUCGAACCCGCCUUCCCACUUCGCCUCCCCCCAAAACUCACCAACUGACCCUCCAACACCCAAAGACACUCCGUCAUCUACCGCAGGAGCUGGCUCCUCUACAACAGCUCCCCGCAACAUGGUUCUCUCCAUCCGAACCACUCCUUACCUCCCCAUCGUUCCUAUCUCUACACUUCCUCCGCCUCCCUCCCCUACAACCACCCUUAAGAACAUCGUCGGCCCUCUCCUCGCGGUGAAACACAACAACCCAAAUCACGACGCCAUCGCCGAGCCCUUCUGCCAGUACCUCUACGACACUCCCCUCACAACUACUACCCUCCCUCUCGUGAUCCCGGCCCUCAUCGAUCACUUUGCCGUGACACAGAGGAUCGCCACUAAUAUCGCCUACUUUCACGCCCAGGGUAAAACCACUGAUAAGCAUUACGAGGACAUGCUCGCACAUAUCCUUGUGAAUCCUCGAAAGUGGCGUGGUGAGCGCGGUGCGUGGGUGUAUAGCGAUUGGCUCUUCGAUCGUAUCGUGGUCAAAUUUGCUGAGAUGAAGAGGGAUGCUGCUCGUGAGAAGGGUGGGAAUAGUCGUGGCGAUGGGAAAGGUCGUGGGAGGAGUGGUAGUCGUGGUCGCUACACCUCGCAUGGGGAUAAAUCGCGGGGAUAUGGCCGCGGUAGUGGGAAGAGUGGAGGUGAUAGCGGGAACAAAGAGGGAGUUGGAUCGGGACGCGGGCGUGGGCGCGGCUCUUCUCGUGGACGACGUGGCGGGGAAGGUGAUGGGAGUCAACGUCGCGGUGGACAGUAAGUGCCCAAGUCCACCCAUUCUUUGAUUUUCGUUUUUGAUAUGCGGAAUAUGUUUUCUGGCGCCUGGGAGUUGGGUUGAUAAGAUCUUGCAUUUCCGUGCCCUCGAUACUUUUCGUGAGACAUGUAU